Molecule: messenger RNA, 312 nt
Organism: Eremothecium cymbalariae DBVPG#7215
Lineage: Eukaryota; Fungi; Ascomycota; Saccharomycetes; Saccharomycetales; Saccharomycetaceae
Gene: RSM27
Product: mitochondrial 37S ribosomal protein mS33
Exons: 1
Coding region: 1-312 (103 amino acids)
Cellular component (GO): mitochondrion
Source: RefSeq, a predicted model, not a curated record
AUGGUUUCUAAAGAUAAGCUUCUGAGGCUCAGUGAGCUUUCAGCCAAGAUAUUUGACCAGAACUUCAACCCCAGUGGUGUACGGACAGGUGCUAAGAUUUUGUCAAAAAGACUGAAGGGACCAGCUAUUGCAAAUUACUAUCCAAACCCAGAUUUCAUCAAGUUCAAACAGCUAAAGUCACUAUAUCCAGGUUUCACGUUCACUGAUGAGGAAGAAGCAUAUAGAACCUCAAUGGUAGAGCUGAGGAAGCGUAGAGGUAAAGGUGCGCCUGCAAAAAAGAAGGGACCAAGUACGGACAAGAAGAAGAAGUAG